CUUGUCGCGUGCGUGCGAACAAAAUAAAUAGAACUUUUCAAUUUCCCUGCUUUGAGAUUUUCAGUUUUUUUUUUUUAGUUGGACUUUUCAGCUAAUGAUUAACGCGCUAGACAGAGCUUCGAACAAGUCGGGUUUGAAUAAGUAAGAGAUGGUUCUUUUUGUUUUUGCUUUUGAGGAAAGGACCUGGUUCAUGUUCAUUUUUGUUUUUGACGGAAAGAGGACCUGGUUCAUCUUUGCUGUCGUGGUGUGACGGAGCUGGUUCAACAUAAGUCGAGCCUGUGCUUCUGUAUUUACCAUCAAACGUAAAGAAGACUUAACUUAACAAGACUAAUGAUAAUGCUAUCUAAGACAGGAAGCUAAUAGAUCGUUCUACACUUGCACAACAGUAUGGCCUUACGGCGAUCGUGCGGCUGGCAACGCUGGCCCCGUGCAAGACCAACACUGGCUCACGCCCGCCCAAACUAUUCCAACGGGAAGGAAAUAUAAUUCAUUGUGCUCGGAUUUGGCAAUUGAUUACCAGAUCGCGUAGUAUCCCUUUUUGUAUCACAAUCGUUUGUCUACUAUCGGGCCACGCAUUGAUAUUAUAUAUGGAAAGUAAAUGCCGAUUUUUUAAAGAAUACAUACCGAUUUUUUUAUUGUGAUGCAUGGAAAAUACCGAUUUUUUUUCUAUGGUGCAAGGGAAAUACCGCUAAAAGUGGUAUAAUAAACCAUGACGGCGGAUUUGAAAAACCGGCGGCGCUUCGAGCCCACAUCUCAGUGCGGAAAUACCCCUCAAUAUGUAUAAUUUUAUUCCUCCGAGCAUCUAUAAAAGGGCGUCUACCAAGGAAGGAAAUUUUCACCAACACCUAACAAAGAUUUGUUUCUACAACACCUAGCACAGAUUUGCUUCUGUAGAAUAAUUUACAAGACUUCCAAGAUGGCCGGAGAGGUUGGCAAGUGGGGCAGUUCCUUGAAGCAUUCUUGGGUUUUAAUCCCACUGGUUGCCAAUGGAGUCAUUGUGGUCGUAGUGGCCCUUGCGUACUCUUUCAUCUCGUCCAACAUAAACGAUGAUGCUGCGACCGCCAUGGAUGCGUCGCUGGCGCACGUCGCCGCCGGCGUGCAGCCUCUCAUCGACGCCAACCGCUCGGCCGCCGUCGUCGCGCACUCUCUGCAGAUCCCCAGCAACGAAUCGUCUUAUUUCCAAUACGUGGGGCCAUAUAUGGUCAUGGCGUUGGCCAUGCAGCCACAGGUGGCCGAGAUAUCAUACACCAGCGUCGACGGCGCCGCGUUGACGUACUACCGCGGCGAGAGCGGCCAGCCGAGAGCCAAGUUCGGAAUCCGUCUCGUGCUCAACGAGUGGAGAGGGGCAUCCGAGCUCCGGCGGAUGGGGGUGGCCAUGGUGUGCGUCGUGUGCGCGGUCGUGGCGGUCGCGACGCUGGUGUGCUGCCUCAUGGCGCGGGCACUGUGGCGGGCCGGGGCGCGGGAAGCAGCUCUGGAGGCCGACCUGGUGAGGCAGAAGGAGGCGCUCCAGCAAGCGGAGCGCAAGAGCAUGAACAAGAGCAAUGCCUUCGCGCGCGCCAGCCAUGACAUCCGUUCCUCGCUCGCCGCCAUUGUCGGACUUGUCGAGGUUUCCCGGCCAGAGGCCGGGAGCAACACCAACCUCACCUAUAACCUCGAACAGAUGGAAGUCGGCACCAACAAGCUCUUCGAUAUACUUAACACGAUACUGGACAUGGGCAAGGUGGAGUCCGGGAAGAUGCAGCUGGAGGAGGUGGAGUUCAGGAUGGCAGACGUCCUCGAGGAAUCCAUGGACCUGGCCAACGUCGUCGGCAUGUCAAGAGGCGUCGAAGUGAUCUGGGACCCCUGCGACUUCUCCGUGCUCCGUUGCACCCCCACCAUGGGCGACUGCAAGCGCAUCAAACAGAUCCUCGACAACCUACUCGGCAACGCCAUCAAGUUCACGCACGAAGGCCAUGUCAUGGUCCGGGCAUGGGCCAACCGCCCCAUCAUGAGGAGCUCCGUGGUCAGCACGCCGUCGAGGUUCACCCCCCGCCGCCGCACGGGUGGGAUCUUCCGGCGGCUGCUCGGGAGGAGGGAGAACCGCUCCGAGCAAAACAGCCGAAUGUCCUUACAAAAUGACCCGAAUUCGGUUGAGUUUUACUUCGAGGUGGUUGACACCGGCGUGGGGAUACCCGAGGAGAAGAGGGAGUCUGUGUUUGAGAACUACGUUCAGGUGAAGGAAGGGCAGGGUGGCACCGGGCUCGGGCUUGGAAUUGUGCAAUCCUUUGUUCGUCUGAUGGGAGGGGAAAUCAGCAUCAAGGAGAAGGAACCAGGAGAAGCAGGGACGUGCUUCGGCUUCAACAUCUUCCUCAAGGUCAGCGAGCCGCCGGAGGUGGAGGAGGACCUCGAGCAAGGGAGGACGCCGCCGUCGGCCUUCAGGGAGCCCGCCUGCUUCAAGGGCGGGCACUGCGUCCUCCUCGCCCACGGCGACGAGACCCGCCGGAUCCUGCACACAUGGAUGGAGAGCGUUGGGAUGAAGGUCUGGCCCGUCACGCGCGCCGAGUUCCUCGCCCCGACCCUCGAGAAGGCGCGCUCCGCCCCGGGCGCUUCGCCGUUGAGGUCGGCGUCGACGUCGUCGCUGCAUGGCGUCGGGAGCGGCGACUUCAACAGCGGCACGACGGACCGGUGCUUCAGCUCCAAGGAGAUGGUCACCCACCUGCGGAACAGCAGCGGCAUGGCCGGCAGCCACGGCGGGCACCUCCACCUCUUCGGCCUGCUCGUCAUCGUCGACGUCUCCGGCGGGAGGCUCGACGAGGUGGCCCUGGAGGCGCCGACCCUGGCGAGGAUCAAGCAGCAGGCGCCGUGCAGGGUCGUCUGCCUGACGGACCUCAAGACCCCCUCCGAGGACAUGAGGAGGUUCAAGGAGGCGGCGAGCGUCGACCUCGAGCUGCGUAAGCCCAUUCAUGGCUCCCGGCUGCACAAGCUCCUCCAGGUCAUGAGAGACCUCCAGGCCAACCCGUUUACACAGCAGCAACCGUAUCAGCUCGGUGCGGCCAUGAAAGAACUGCCGGCGGCUGAUGAGACCUCCGAGCUGGCGGAAGCAUCUGAAAUCACGCCCGUGGCCGAGCCCUCUGAGAUCACGCCCUCGGUGGAGGCGUCCGAGAUCAUGCCCGCGGCGGCAGCGCCGGCGCCCCAGCUGGGACCGGCCAAUGCUGGAGAAGGCAAGCCGCUGGAGGGGAUGCGCGUGCUGCUGGUGGAGGACACCGUGCUACUGCAGAGAAUCCAGAAGCAGAUGCUGACCAACCUCGGAGCAACCGUGGAGCUUGCCACGGAUGGCUCCGUGGCCGUGGCCAUGUUUACAAAGGCCCUCGAGGACGCAAAUGGCGUCUCAGAGAGCCACGUAGACACAGUGGCCAUGCCCUACGAUGUCAUCCUCAUGGACUGCCAGAUGCCGGUGAUGAAUGGCUAUGAGGCGACGAGGCGCAUCCGCGAGGAGGAAAGCCGCUACGGCAUCCGCACCCCGAUCAUCGCGCUGACCGCGAAUUCCGCGGAGGAGGGGCUGCAGGACGCCAUGGAAGCAGGGAUGGAUCUUCACCUGACCAAGCCGAUACCCAAACCGAGAAUCGCACAGAUUGUACUUGACCUCUGCAACCAAGUUCAGAACUAGUGAUGUUCUGUUCGUCCCUCGCAUGAUCAAAAUUCGAGAUAGGUGUAAGCCGUGUAGGUGGUUUUUCAGCGAGCGAAUGCAGCUAUCAUCUAGUGUAAGUCACUGAAGAACCACCUUACAUCUCGAGUUUCGAUCGUGCGACACCGGGCAUUAUCGUAGUUUGUAACAUUUAGCAGCAGCAGCUCAACUUUGUUGUUGUACCAAAAUCAGGUCAGGUUUGUUUUCCAGAAUUACUCUUGGACAAUGUAAUGUCAAAUUUGAAUUCCCAGAAACAAGGUUAAGUUUUGAGUUCCA
Molecule: messenger RNA, 3940 nt
Organism: Hordeum vulgare subsp. vulgare (domesticated barley)
Lineage: Eukaryota; Viridiplantae; Streptophyta; Magnoliopsida; Poales; Poaceae
Product: probable histidine kinase 2
Exons: 7
Coding region: 917-3646 (909 amino acids)
Biological process (GO): phosphorylation; phosphorelay signal transduction system
Cellular component (GO): nucleus
Molecular function (GO): phosphorelay sensor kinase activity
Source: RefSeq, a predicted model, not a curated record